GUUCGACGACCAGCGGGCGUGCCGCCUGGUGCCUCUCGUGUCAGAGUGCUUUUCUCCGCUGCCGCAGUUCCGCCCUCAUCCACUUCCAUCUUCUCUUCUCCUUGAAUUGCCGAUGGGCCAAUUGGAAGGCAACUUUCACUGGGCUUGGCAAAUUGCACUGCAGUCUUGUUUCUGAUUCAUGGUUGGGCCAUUUCCUUUCGGUUUUCUCUCGAUGACUCCCAGAGUGACCGACCAACUCUUUUAUGCCCAUACCGGCCCUCUUGUACGCAUAUGUACCUUGCCAGAGUUUCUUCCGUCCCCACCCGCCUUUCGUGAAUUGCGGCUUGUCCGUGCGAACCGUGGUGUGCACAUCUGCAGAAUGUUUAUACUCUGCUCAGUGCUUACGCAUGGCUUGAUGACAGCCAAAAGUUACCACGGAUCACUUCUUUCGUCAGUGAUCAGUCGUUAUCAGCAGCUGCUUCACAUCCGAAGCAGUCCAGCAUGUCGCCAAGCACAGAAAGGGGCGCGCUGCUCAAUUGGGCCACGGACUCGCAGAAAAGAGCUCAUCGCCUUCUUGGUGGCCCGGCCGCUGCGACGGACCACCUCACAAGAAUACAUACGUGCGCAUCCAUACGUCGCCAACAAACUAGUUCCGUGUCAGAUUACUUUAAUGUUUCCCGUACUGGGUUCUAGCUCAGCUGAUGUGCACAUGACUCGUCGACAUCAAACCUAUUUAUUUAUGUUCGCCACCAUGGUGGCGAGUCGCUUUCCAUGCAUCUGACAAGCCGCGCCACCAAUAGCAUGUGUUAUGAGCAUGAGCCCAUUUGGGUGGAAUCUCUCCCGUUUGGGUAAUCCAGUGGUAAUCCCCGCACCCAAGCCCGCCGCUUGCACG
This is a messenger RNA of Tilletiaria anomala UBC 951, 871 nucleotides long. RefSeq lists its product as uncharacterized. The record is from RefSeq and is a predicted model, not a curated record. Bases 179 to 760 code for a protein of 193 amino acids. The transcript has a single exon. NCBI's taxonomy places the organism in Eukaryota, Fungi, Basidiomycota, Exobasidiomycetes, Georgefischeriales, Tilletiariaceae.